This is a messenger RNA of Folsomia candida, 977 nucleotides long. Its product is annotated as G-box-binding factor. The transcript is spliced from 4 exons. The coding region runs from base 129 to 872 and encodes 247 amino acids. The record is from RefSeq and is a predicted model, not a curated record. Lineage: Eukaryota; Metazoa; Arthropoda; Collembola; Entomobryomorpha; Isotomidae.
CCAGUUUGGGCGUUUUUCAGGAUCAGUUCCAAUUCUGUUGAGCUUGCAAAAGACUUGUAGUCUGGCGUUGGAUUUCAAAUUUGUUGAGUCAGUUUUCUGAAGUCAAUUAUAAAAAGUUUUAUCCCAAGAUGACACAAUACAUUGCUUUACUGGUCACCCUCUCCCUGACAGUGGUUGCAACCGUUGCGCAAGACGCGGCGUACCAACAAGGUCUCUCACUCCAUAAUCAACAGAUUCAGGAGCAUCUUCGAAAAGAGGCCGAACAACAAAGGUCAGCGGGUCAAUCGGGAGCAAGCCAUGCUCCUCAAAACCAUUAUCAACAACAGCAACCCCAAUACUUUCAACAACAGCAACAAGCCGCCCCACAACAGCAAUAUCAAGGGGGAGAAGAUGAUGGUCAAUACCGACCAGAAUUGUACAACAAUCCCAACAACUUUGCCAGGUCCAACCCAGAACAAGUAUACCAAGAAGGGAUCAAGGCUCACCAAGCCCAAAUUCAGGCUCAUCUUCAAAAGGAGGGCAGAUUCCAACCACAAGCCAACCAGAUUGGUGAUCCUAUCUAUCAGCAAGGGCUUCAAUUGCACCAACGUCAAAUCCAGGAUCAUUUGCAAAAAGAGCAACAACUAGGUGGUCCAGCUCCCCAAGCUUAUCAUCAACCUCAACAACGAGCUUACCAACCACAAGCCGCCCCAGCUCCACAAUAUCAAAAUCAAGGAUUCGGUGGACAAAAUAAUGGUGCACAAGAGUUUCAGCAAGGAAUUCAACUUCACAUGCAACAACUCUUAGAACAUCAACGACAACAGCAACAGCAUCAGGCGCAAGUUGGACAGGCGAGCCAAUACCAUCAGUCUCAGCAACCACGAUCCUAUUAAUUAUUUUUACCUAUCUAAAUAGAUUUGUCUCAGUUUUGAAAUUGUUAUGCCCUUCAUUUAUUAAAAAAAUAAAUCACCAAAAAAUAAACAUGGUCAUCAUACGUA